AUGGGGCCGCGCGUGCCGCCGCCGCCGCUCCUGCUGCUGUUGUUGCGGGCGCUGCUGCUGUGGGCGCUGCUGCUGUGCGGAGCCGAGGACGCCGUGCCCCCGUCGUCGCGCCCCGUGCAGGCCACGCUGUCGCCAACGCCGGCCGUGACGAACGGGAGCCAGCCGGGCUCGCCGCACAACAGCACGUACUCGCGGCCGCCGGGCUCGCCGGGCUUGCAGCUGCUGCGUUCCUUCUACGUGCUCACGGGCCUCAGCGGCCUGGCCGCACUCUACUUCCUCAUCCGGGCGUUCAGGUUGAAGAAGCCACAGCGGAGGAGGUACGGCCUUCUGGCCAACACCGAUGACGCUACGGAGAUGGCUUCGUUGGACAGUGACGAGGAGAUCGUCUUUGAGACCCGGACUCUGAGAUGGGCCCAGCAGCUGGGGGAGGUGGACCUUGGUGGACCACCGUGGAGGGCCUGGACAGGACUGUGCAGGAUGCUGGCUGGAGACCAGAGGCCCCGGGAGCCUCCCGCAGGCCUUGGAGAAUGGCAGGGCCGGGACCGGCACCACUCAGCCGGCUCUGUGGGCUUAAGACAGGACCCACCCCGGCCUCAGUUCCCCAUCUGGGAAACGGGCAAGUGGAAGCUGGCACCUCAGGCUGACCUGGGCUGCUGGCGCCUGGCCGUGGUCAAGAGAAACAAGAACAGAAGUAAAACAGAGCUUCAGCUCAAAUCCGCUCAGGCAGCCGUGGUGGUGGUGGUGGUGGUGGUGGUGGCGGUGGCGGCGGCUCUUGCCUUGGUGGCCCCUGCAUGCAAAUGA
Messenger RNA from Odobenus rosmarus divergens (Pacific walrus), 801 nucleotides. RefSeq lists its product as uncharacterized. The transcript is spliced from 6 exons. NCBI's taxonomy places the organism in Eukaryota, Metazoa, Chordata, Mammalia, Carnivora, Odobenidae. Bases 1 to 801 code for a protein of 266 amino acids. Gene Ontology annotation, cellular component: extracellular region. The record is from RefSeq and is a predicted model, not a curated record.